AUGUCAAGAGUAUUUCUCGAGGAGGCUGAUCGUCCUCCUCCCGCUUAUUAUCAAAAUAAUAAUUCAAAAGAGCAAGAACCAUUGAAAAUUGUUCCCUUUCAGACGCCGGACCCAGAAAAAUGGAUUAGUGCUCCUGAAUUUGUUCCUCGUUCGAAGCAGCUAGCAGAUGCAUUCGGCUUUCCAGCAACUGAUUUUGAUAAUCAAAACAUUCCAAAAGCAACACAAUUUGAUCCAAACUAUUACGAUUUCUCUCAUCAGAAUCCAUUUUCACCACAGUCCAUUUCAAUGAAUACACCUGCUCCUUUCAAUGGUAUUCCACCUGGAUACACUGCUAAUAUGACAACCAUUAAUCCAGGCAACGGUCCACCGAUUGCAGCCAUUUUGCUCCGCAAGAAGCGAAAAAGACGUUCAAAACAUUCAACAAAUUCAAUGGUCAACGCACAUUCAACAUCCCCCUGCUCCUCACAUCCAUCGGACCCAAAUGGGGACAUUUCAUCUUGUGAUGAGUUUCAAAAACAUUCAGAUGUAGAACAUAAUGAUCUCAGUGGCUCUUGUCCAGAUUUGACUGCUCAGCAAAUUCAGAAGUGGGAUGAUUAUUUGUAUGAAACGGCAAAAGCAGUAAACGAAAACGGAGUUCUACACGAGAGUACCGGAGAAAGAACAUCGGAAGACCUCAGUUCUUCGGUGUACGAGGUUGCAGCUCCUGGAAUUAUGGAAACUUUAACACAGACAAUUUCUGGAACAUCAAAUAAAGAACUUCAAAAACUGGAUCAAGAAAUUAAUGGAAAUGUUAUGACAUCAUCAAUGGUCUUGAGAAAACUUGCGAAUCACACUUUCAUAUCAGAUGGCUGUUCAGAAAAGACACUGGAACAAGAAAUGAAGGAUUUAACAUUCAGAAGGCCUAUCACACCGCAAAGAUACGGAUAUCCACAAAUCGAUAACAAUGUAUCUCCUUACGUUCAUUUGGCAACGUUGGAUUCAAAAAAGAAAAAAGUCACAAAUCAUUUAAUCGAUAAGGAUGCACUGAAAGCAUAUUUGGAUGAAGAGGAAGAGGAAGAAGAUUUCUUGGAAGGACUGAAUAUUACAGUUAAUAACUUUGACACGUGCGAAGAUUUGAGUCUUUCCGAUGUUGAACAACCAUCUCGAUUCCAACAAUUUCAAGAUGCGAUUCGAAAGAAUACGAUAGUCAUUUCUACGGAUCUUCAAGCACCUGGUAGACAGUGCUGCACAAUUAUGUAGAUAAACAAAGGUUACGCGUUGUUUAAUAAAGUUUUACACAUUUUCAAUAAACAUUUAUUGAAA
This is a messenger RNA of Caenorhabditis elegans, 1302 nucleotides long. RefSeq names its product Shieldin complex subunit 1 (gene T04B2.3). The transcript has 9 exons. Lineage: Eukaryota; Metazoa; Nematoda; Chromadorea; Rhabditida; Rhabditidae. The record is from RefSeq and is marked reviewed. The coding region runs from base 1 to 1239 and encodes 412 amino acids.